AUGCGCUCCACAGUCUUUGGCUUCCCUACGUCACCCGAGAUCCCACUCUCCGAACAAAACCUAGAUUUACACGACCAGCGUCUCGCUCUUACUUGGGUGCAAGAAAACAUCGCUGCCUUUGGCGGUGACCCGUUCAAGGUGACAAUCUGGGGCCAGUCCGCAGGCGCUUUCUCCGUAGACCACCACCUCAAAGCCUACGUCAACGACAAACUGAUUCCAUUCCGGGCUGCAAUCAUGUCCAGUGGGCAAAUGAGCUUCGGACAUCUCGCCCACCCAUCCCCUGGAAUUGAGACGUGGUCGGGGCUGUCGAGCCUAGUCGGAUGCGUCAACGCGACAGAUGAACUUGGAUGUAUGAAAGCCGUCCCGGCGGAGGAUCUCACCAGCGCCAUGCGGGAGUAUCGCAUCACUUUUGGACCACAGUUUGACAACGAGACGGUCCUCGGCAAGCCAAGUAAUCUCUGGAGAAACGGGAACGUUGUCAGAGUUCCUCUUUUGACAAGCACAGUGGAGCAAGAAGGGCGUGGGUUGGUCAACGAUCAAGUCAACAUGACGGCCUUCUUCAAUGCAUAUCUCCCUCCAGCUUUAAUGCUGCCUGAAGACCGAGAGACGAUUGUGUCCUUGUAUCGCUCUGAUGUCCGAGUCAACAAUGACUUUGAUCUCGCCUCGGCUAUUUACACUGACUUGCUCUGGUCUUGCCAUCAACAGCAGUCUCGAACAACAUCUCUACCUGGCGAUAUCAUUUCAACACCUCCGUCCUGA
Colletotrichum fioriniae is the source of this 759-nucleotide messenger RNA. RefSeq lists its product as uncharacterized. The record is from RefSeq and is a predicted model, not a curated record. NCBI's taxonomy places the organism in Eukaryota, Fungi, Ascomycota, Sordariomycetes, Glomerellales, Glomerellaceae.